UUUUUAGAACUGCUACAAAUAUUAUAUGAGUGAGAACAUAAACUGCAAUUCUGAAGGAAUUGGUGAGCAGUGCAGAUGGUGUGCAGAACGUGGAAACCUAAUUUGUUGUGACUCUUGCGAUAAUGCUUUUUGCAAAAAAUGCAUUUCCCGCAAUCUAGGGAAAAAAGAAAUCUCAAAAAUAAUGGAUGAAAACAAUCAGUGGCAGUGCUAUAUUUGCCACCCAGAACCUUUGUUAGAUUUGGUUGCAGUCUGUGACUGUGUAUUUGAGGAUAUAUCACUUUUGAGGCAACAGAAUAAAAAGAAGCUAAAGUCUGCAAGUGAAAAGAGUGGUAAGACAUGUAACCAUCCACCUAAAUUCUACUCCACCACAAAAGAAGAAGAAAAACCUCAGUUAGAUGAUUUUCACUCAGAUGCUGUAACACAUUCUUUUUCAUCAUUAAUGGUUUCAAAAGACUUGAUUACAAAGACUGAAACACUACUUGAGAACACUACAGUUAUGAAGUCUAGUUUUGUGACAUUUUCAGAACAAAUAGCCAGCAAUUCAGAAAUGAGCUCAAAUACUAUGUUAAAUCAAUUGAAAGGUGUUAGAUCUGUAAGGAAUGACAUAAGUAAGGCUCAUAAGGCAUUAGAAGAAUGCUUGAACAAGGAGAUAAGCAGCUUGGUUGUUAAAGAAAAGAAAGAAAAUAGCAAAGAAGGAAAACAUGAGAAUGCUAAAAAAGAUGCCAAAAUUAAAAAUGUAGAUAAAAAAUAUGAAGUGGAAGAUAUAUUUGCUACAAAAACAAAAAGGUUUCCAAAUGACAAAACUGAUGCAGAAAUUAUAGUUCCAACAGCAACAACUGGUGAGGUUAAGAAUACAAAUGAAUUUCAAUAUGAACCUGCAUGUACUUCUAAAUCUUUAGAUAUGGACAUUCUAUCCAUUCCUUCUUCAAGACCUGAAGAUAUUUUUGAGAAUCAAGAAAGUUCUAUCAAUAUCCAGAAUGAUGAAAAUACUGAAAUAUAUAAGGACACAGAAAAUUCCCUUUUAGAAACAAAUGAAUCUUCAGAAGUUGGCAAAGGAAGAUCCAUGGUAAAGACAUUAACGAGGAAAUUAUAUGUUAAGUUUUCUCCUUUUUCCAUGUCAGAUGCCUCAUUGAAAGAUAUUAUUAGUCAAGAGAAAACAGAAGAGGAAUAUCAACAGGAGAGCAGUAUUCCAGGAAAUACUGAAGUCAUCCCUGAUAAUGACACUGCACUAUUUAACGAGGAAACUGACCUUCAAAGAUCACCGCUUGUGAAAACAACAUCUUCAAUUGGACACAUAGAAAAGGAGCUUGUAACAUCUAAUUCAGAAGAAAGUGGUGAAAAACGUAAACCAAGAUCAUCAGGGCAGUGGGAAAAAGAAGGUAGACAAGUUUUUUUGCCUGAUGCUGAAGAAAAAUUCAAGUUAAUUAAUAAAGAAACCAGUUCAGAUGCAGAUGAAAAGUCAGCUUUGUGGAAGGAGGCUGCCAAGGAGGAUAAGAGUUCUUCAGAGUCUGAUACUGAUUUAAAAUACGACAGUAUUCAGAAGAAAAUUGUAUACAAGGAGAAUGAAACGAACACUACAUCUGUUCCUGUUUUAAUGGAAGAAGAUGAUGAUGAUCCUGAGAAUUGGAUUACCAAGAAGACUCUCUUAGAAGAAAUAAAAGCCAAUUUUUCCUCAGAUGAAAGUGAAGAAUCAGAUGAUACUAAAAACAUUACUGAAAAGAAAGAUGAAACAAAUACAAGAAGUGAGGGGAUUUGUGAAAAAAGCAAUUUGAAAUCUGAUUCAGACUCUGAGGAAAUUAAGAAGCUGAAAUACAGAUCCCCACUGGUUACAUACAAUCUAAAUAUAAGUGGUGGAGAAUCUGCAGAAGAAACAAAAGAAAGCAAACACAGAAAGAAGAGGAAAG
Messenger RNA from Phascolarctos cinereus (koala), 1904 nucleotides. NCBI's taxonomy places the organism in Eukaryota, Metazoa, Chordata, Mammalia, Diprotodontia, Phascolarctidae. The record is from RefSeq and is a predicted model, not a curated record.